AUGGACUUUGAAACUGCUCUAUUGUUGCCACAAAAAGAUGAUGUACAAUAUUUUUCAAUAAAAAAGCCCAAAAAUGAGUCAAAUUAUAAUAUAGAAUUAGAAAAAUGGCGAAAUUUACACAAAAGUUCUAAGAAUAGAGCAAUUUUAUUUAUUUAUAAUCCUGUUGAAAACAAGAAUCUUUGGGAGAGUUGGUUCUGGAUGCCCGACUUACAAAAACAAUUGUUUAAACUCGAAAUUUCUAAAAGUUCGAUGUUAUUCGAAUUUUUAGAACAUACUCAUCAUCAUAAAGCUAGUAAUCGUCUUCGUGGUGAAUUACUCGACAUGUUGACAGAUGAAAAUACAUUAUUAAAUGAUGAUACAGAAAAUAUUCUUUUUAUUUCUAAUCUAAAAAGUAAAAGAACGAAAAUUACCCAUAUUUGUGAGAAAUUGAUAGAAGCGUAUCAUUUUAUCGGCCAUUAUCCUCUUGAACAAUAUUAUCGUCGAGCUGUUGAUUAUUUUGUAAAAGAAAAACGUAAAUUCCAAAAUCAAAAUUCUUCUUUUGAUGACAUUAAUAAUAAUUUAUCAGAAAGAGAAUCAUCGGAAUCAACUGAACAACAUGAUGAAACUUCUGUAAGUUUCUUUCCUGUGACUUCAUGUUCCUGUGUUAAAAAAUUAAACGAUAGAAUUAAUGAACAAGAAUUUUUCUUAGAUGUUCUUCCUUAUCUUGAUCAAGUAAAAGAUUUAAAACGUUCGUUAAACUCUAUUUAUAAUAUUCAUUGGACACUUUGUCAUGAUCACAAUCGGCAGAAAACGUUUUUAGAAGAUUGGUAUAAACAAAUUAAUCAGUUGAAAGAAGUACGUCCUUAUCAAAAGAAAUACCUUUUACUAUUAAUUGAAUGUGAUGUUUAUUUCAUAUUCAAAUGGAAUGAAAAAAAUCUUCCUCAAAUCACGGGUAAUGCCAUUGUUAUGACAAAUAUUCCAAAUAGUUCUGAUUAUAAUGCUUAUUUUUUAAAGAAUAGUUUUUGGGUUGAAGAUCAUAGAAUUAAAGGUUUAAAGAGUAUUAGAAUUCAAAAUACUAAUUCAACAAGUGUCAGUAUAAAUAAAAAAAGUAAUUUUAAUCGAGUGGAAUACGAACAUGUAUUACAAAAAGUUGCCACUGAAAUGACGUUAAAUCGAUGGUAUUUUUAUGGAGAAACAGCUGAUGGAAGAGUAAUAGAAGGUUUUGUUGAUCAAAAAAAAGAAUUAGGUGAUAUAGAAAUCUAUUUAAAAGAUAUUUUUCCCUAUGACUUCAAAAAUAAAAACAGCGAGAAAUUUACUAAUAAAGAAGCUCAAAUUUUGAAUCAUUUAUUGCCGAUAUUUACUAAAGACAAUAGAAUUUCUAUUCAAGAUCAUUUUAUAAAAUCAAUAUCGACAGUUGAUUAUGAAAAGCAAUGUUUAUUGAACACAGGAAUUAGAAUUUAUGAUCUGAGAAAAAGUGAUCAUGGAAUUAAUCUAACGAAACGAAUUAAAUCUACUAUCCAUUUCAAAAUAGAAUGGCCGGUCAGUGUUGACCUUAUAGCUCCUAAACGAAAGCCGUUGUCUCUUCACUUGAUUCUUCUUCUUUUUCUUUCUUCAAUUCAACCAGUUCACUUCGAAGAUUCUUCACCGAAUGCUCGCUAA
Messenger RNA from Didymodactylos carnosus, 1638 nucleotides. The record is from the annotation of a GenBank genome assembly. NCBI's taxonomy places the organism in Eukaryota, Metazoa, Rotifera, Eurotatoria, Philodinida, Philodinidae.